This is a messenger RNA of Argentina anserina (silverweed cinquefoil), 653 nucleotides long. Its product is annotated as stress enhanced protein 1, chloroplastic. Lineage: Eukaryota; Viridiplantae; Streptophyta; Magnoliopsida; Rosales; Rosaceae. The transcript is spliced from 4 exons. The record is from RefSeq and is a predicted model, not a curated record. Bases 67 to 483 code for a protein of 138 amino acids.
UUCAAGUUCAACUCCCCAUUACUUUUUCCAGUUUGGUUUCAAACUCUCCAACUCGCUUGUAAAGAUAUGGCUGUGGCUCAGGUCUCUGCUUCUCUCUCAGUCUCCAUCAGAGAUGCGAGUGCAAUUAGCUCAGCAAGUCCUGUUCAGGUUCCUGUUUUGAAUUUGGGUAGAACUGGGACGGCCUUUACUACUGGCUCUCCUCUCGUCAUUAGGACAUGUCAUCAAAGGAAGGUGGCUGGCAGACCAAUGGCACUUUCCAUAAGGAGCGAACAGAGCACCAAGGAGGGCGGUUUGGAUGUGUGGCUCGGCCGGCUUGGGAUGGUUGGCUUUACUUCAGCUGUCGGUGUCGAGAUAGCAACAGGAAAGGGACUUCUAGAGAACUUCGGGCUCACUGAACCCCUACCUACCGCUGCAUUGGCCGUUACUGCAUUGGUCGGAGUUCUAACAGCAGUUUUCAUUUUCCAGUCAGGCUCAGAAAACUAAUCACAAUUGAGAUUGUAUCUUGUCUUUGUAUAGUUUGCAAUUCUGACAUGUACUUUAUACUGAACAUUUGUUCAUUACAGUAAUUUUGUCAGAGUGCCAACAACUGUGGCAACAUUAAGGUUGAAACUGUGCUAUCACAUUUUAAUGAAGGUUGAAAUUCAUUUGAAUGA